UGAGUACCAUCAUGGUUGAGAAGACGAAGAUCCUGAACAUCUUUCUAGGCCUCGCCGCACAGAUGCUUCAGUUCAUGGAGCCUGGAGACCUCCGGGCAAGUCUGGCCAUGGCGAGGGUGACAGAUAGGGCGUUGGUGCAGACUCUCUUGCAAAUCAUGCGGGAGUAUAGCGUUCCGUGCAUGGUCGUGCCUCGGAUCCGCCGAUACACCAUUGAACUUGUUGUUGCCAUGAUGCAAUUGGACACGCGAUACAUGGCCCUAUUCGUGGAAAAUGGGAUGGAAGGGGACCUAAAGCGCAUUGCCGGCACCACAUCAGAGCUUGAGUGUUUCAAUGCGUUCUCCGGGAGCAUCGGGCUCAGCCGUCGCGCCGUUACUGUUUGCUCGCUCGUCAAGUCAGCAAUGGAGUUGAUGAAGCAUGCUUGAAAUCCUCAUUAUGACUAGUAGAUGCAUGCUUAGUCUCAUAUAUUUUCUUUCCCCCUGUGAUUACUUUAGUUGUCUUGUGUAAUCUUAUACUUGUUGAUAUUGUGUAGUACAUAUACACUUAUUUCAAUUAAAGCUUUUCGAUCUGUUGUCGAAAACUAUAUCAUGUAGAAA
This is a messenger RNA of Lolium perenne, 593 nucleotides long. The record is from RefSeq and is a predicted model, not a curated record. Lineage: Eukaryota; Viridiplantae; Streptophyta; Magnoliopsida; Poales; Poaceae.